Messenger RNA from Clarias gariepinus (North African catfish), 3876 nucleotides. RefSeq names its product adhesion G protein-coupled receptor F3b (gene adgrf3b). Gene Ontology annotation, molecular function: G protein-coupled receptor activity. The transcript has 17 exons. Lineage: Eukaryota; Metazoa; Chordata; Actinopteri; Siluriformes; Clariidae. Gene Ontology annotation, biological process: G protein-coupled receptor signaling pathway; cell surface receptor signaling pathway. The record is from RefSeq and is a predicted model, not a curated record. Gene Ontology annotation, cellular component: membrane. The coding region runs from base 82 to 3069 and encodes 995 amino acids.
UCUUCAUUACCAUUCCCUUUCACUCAGGAAACAAGCACACUGAGGUUAUGCCAUACAAUCACUUUUCACAUUAACUUCAAAAUGCAGAUUAUAAGGGGAAAAACAAUGAAAUACCCAAGCAUGCUCCUCUGUGGCCUACUGCUGAUCUACUGCCAGGUCACACAUGUGGGGGCACAAGACAUAUAUGUGGCAGAAUUGAUGAUUGAAGGAAAUGCAACCAUGGAUGUGUCAAGUUUCGUGUCUGAAAUGAUAAUGCCAAUCACAGCUACUGUAAACAUUGUGGAUGCUGAAAUAAUAGCUGAGUGUGAGCUGGUUGGUGAUGAGACAACAUGCUGGUGUCAGCCUAAUUACAUUUGGAGUGACCUAGUGUGCGACACUGAACCAACCUGCUGCAACACCAUACAGUGUGUGGCCAAUAUAUCUAAUUUCACACCAAUGUGUGUGCCCCAAGUGAAUGUUACCGUUAAUGGGGUUAUAGUGAUGUCAGCAUAUAACGACCUCACAGCAACGCUAAAAACUAAAUUCCAGACCUUGAAUGGAUACAACUCAAUCACCGUGACACCAUUUACCACUGGUCAGACUUUCACUUUGAGCCUUAAUGCCACAUUUCAGUCUAUCAAAAUCCACAACAUACUUACAAAUCUGAAGGCGACCUUGGCAUAUAUCACAGAUAUUAAUGCGACAUCGAUAGGAAUGGUUGAUAUAGAAAUUCCUCAAGGAAAGGUGUGCUAUAAUUCACGAUACAUGCUAAACUGCAGCACAAUUGAAACAAUGGAGACAUGCACAUGGAUGAUUGGUUAUCCUGGUCAGUACCCACAGAUCAUUGGAACUGGGACAGAAGUGAUUCAAAUGCCUUGUUCAAACCAAACAUCAAUCGACCUUCUCAACAUAAAAGCCUAUUGGGCAGGAACAUACACUUGUCUGCUUACCAACGGCACAGUGUCACAUUCAGCCUCAGGAGUUCUCGACGUUGCCCUCUUGCCAGAGGAAAUUAAUGUCACAAGCGUGCCACAAACUGCAGAUUGCUCUACGGGUUCAUCCACAUCAGUUAUUGUGACAUGUUCAAUCUUUCCAGGUCCAGAAAAUUACACAGUUACAAUCAAUGAUUUACCAACACAGAAAACAGCAAAUGCCCAAAUAAUAAACUACACGUUAACUGUUCCCAUCAACUGCGUGGGAACAAAGGUACCAUCCAUCAGUGCUGUGUGCCAGAUCACAAACACUCUUGCCCAGUUACAAAUUGCCAAUACAACCAUACCAAUAAUAUAUCCUGGGGAUCCAUUCUGUCCUGAUGAUACCAUCUGGCCAAUGACCAAGGGUGCACAAACAGCAACUACAACCUGUUCUGCAACAGGGAGAGUAGGAACUCAAGAGCGGUUUUGCAAUGGCACAAUAUGGGCUGACCCAAUUGAUCUUUGCACAAAAGCAUCACUGAAUGCAUUACUCUCUGUAACAUCGGAUUUUGAAAAAGGAAUUGGUGCCACAACAGAAGGUGCAAUUAGCAUUUUUGAGGGUCUGAAGAAUAGCACUUCAUCUGGCAACUCCUAUGGUGAUGUGAUGGCCACGGUGUCUGUUCUUUCAAUAAUGAGUGGUGCAUCUGGUAGAGUCACGCUGUCAGAUUCCCUUCUACCAAAUUUCAUUGAGUCUGCAAGCAGUCUGCUGAAUACAACCUGGAAAUCACCGAAUCAACAGCGUGAUUAUGGGAUUGCCAUAUCAUAUUUAUCAUCUGUUGAGAACUUGGUGAAAAACAUUGAAUUUAAUAAUAGUGAGGGGCAUAAUUCGUCAAACAUCCAACUUCAAGUCUGCAAGAACAACACUGUAUGCAAUAAAACCCUUUUUGAUGUCGAACUUGCAUUGGACUCAACAUCUGCCGUAGUGAAAACUAUGGGAAUUCAUGGCAUGGCAGCACGUCUCCCAAAGGGUAUUUAUCAAGAGGCAAUAUUUCCGUCCUUGGUUGUCUCUGCUGUAAUCGAAAAUAACGAGUCUGUAACCAUCAGGAUGGCUUAUCCGAUUCCUAUAAAUGACUCUAAUGGGAACACACCAUCAUGCAUAUUUUGGAACAUGACAGAAAAUAAGUGGUCAAAGGAUGGCUGUUUCUUGGAAACCAGUUCUGACAACAUGAGUUACUGCCGUUGCAAUCACCUGACCUCCUUCUCUAUGCUGUUGUCUAAGACUCCUGUUAAUCUGCCUUUCUUAGACCAGAUAACUUACAUUGGCUUGGGAAUCUCCAUCUGCUCACUAAUAGUCUUCCUGAUCAUCGAAGCCUUAGUAUGGAAUGCAGUGGUCAAGUCCAACCUCUCUCACUUCCGUCACACUUCACUGGUCAACAUUUCUCUGUGUCUUCUCAUAGCUGACUGCAGCUUUGUUGCCUCUUCCUUCCCAAACAUUCUGAAUAACACUUUAUGCCUUGUACUGACACUUGCAAAGCAUUUCUUCUACCUGGGCAUGUUUUUCUGGAUGCUCUGCUUAAGCAUGAUGCUUGUCCAUCAGCUAAUUUUCGUCUUCAAUCCACUGAGGAAAAAAGUGUACAUGCCUCUUGCUAUCGUUGUCGGGUAUUUAUGCCCACUGGUGGUGGUGGCAGUGACCUAUCUGAUUUACAGUAGGAGGACGGACGUAACCUACUUCAACCGAUCUUCAUGCUGGUUGACGUAUGCAUCAUCAAUGCAGGGUUCCCUCUACGGUUUUCUCUUUCCUAUCGGCGUCAUUGUGUUCGCUAACUUAUGCUCAAUGGGAGUGGUCCUUUCAACUCUCCUGAAACCUUCCGCAACCCAGAACACUAAAAAGGAUGACAAAGAGGCAGCCAAGAGUGUCGUCAAAGUCAUUGUUUUCCUAACGCCAGUUUUUGGUGGGACCUGGAUUUUAGGGCUUUUUGUGUUUCUGAUGGAUGACAACAGUUUCACCAAGGUUUUAAUCAAUUACGCCUUCACCAUUGUUAACUCCUUACAGGGCCUUUUCAUUUUGCUGACUGGAUGCUUUGGAGAAAAAAGAGUUCGAGAUGAAAUUGUGAAACUUGUUACUGGGGGAUCCAAAAGUGAAAGCAAGACAAACCUAACUACAGCUAAAAAAUGAAGACUGGUAUGUGACAAUAAUUUAUGCAUUUUGCACAGUGUAUGCGUUUACUAGUUUGUACGCUUUUUCAAAUUUAAAGCACAAGUAACCAUCUUUCCUUCUUACACUGCAGGGAUUAAACCAGCCUAAAUCAAAGGCUGAAGAUUUGCCAAAUAGACAGCAGCAGAACACAGAGCAACAGAAACAAUGGCCCACAGGAUACUGUACAUUCAAAUUUAAUCACAGAAAACAAUAGAGACUCAUUUAGCUAAUAUUCGAGACCACUAGCACAAUGCAGUAUGCGGCACUUUGCGUUAGCUAAUGUACAGGUCGAGCCAUUUGGCAAAGUUCCCUUCAAGACUUCAGAUUUGUUUUUGAUUAUAUCGCUUUGCCAAAGAGCUGAUACUGCGUGCUUAAUAUAUAAAUACACACACACACACACGCACACACACACGGACACAUACUCACACACUCGCACACAUUUUCACCAUAUUUUGCCCUUUACCUGUAGUUGUGCUUCAUGUGCUUUUGCUUUUCUGAAGGCAGUUUGACUGCAGUAAUAUAAUUGUUCAUAUAUUGUACAAAGUAUAUAUAUAUAUUUUUUUUUUUCUAAACAGACAGUGGAGACUUAUACAGUUAAGAAAAUUGUUAAAAAUUCAUAGUAAAUAUUUCCCAGUUGCACUUUCUGUGCUGGUGUGAGGUAAAAUGUGUCAGUGAAAGUCUGUUUAUGAAAAACGUAUGGAAAUGUUUGUUUUUAUUUAUGAAAGUAGAAUAUAAUUAAGCACAUCAUUUCAUAAAUGACCAAAUAAACCCCUUAUUUUUGCCUCA